UUCGCUCAUUCGUGAAGGUUGGGCUAACAAUCAUCAGAACAAUAACAAUCACUAUCGUUAUGUUUAUAACAACAAUGAUGAUAGCUCCAUGCUGACCCUCACAGACGAGCAGCGGUUACUUAAGGCACUGACCUGGAACUAUGACCCAGCUGUCAGACCCGUGUACAACGCUCAGCAUGCUGUUGUCAUCAAACUGGGCAUCACACUGACCCAAGUCAUUGACGUCGAUGAGAAGAACCAGGUGCUAACGACGAACAUUUGGCUGGACCAGGAGUGGAGUGACGAGAAGCUGAAGUGGAACAUCAGCGACUACAACAACAUCACGGUCCUUAGAAUACCUUGUGACUUCAUCUGGUUGCCGGACAUUGUCCUGUAUAACAGUGUAGACAACCACAACAAAGGCUAUAUGAAGAGCCUCGCUAUGGUGCACAACGACGGUAAAGUUUUCUGGCCACCCAUCGUGCGCAUGCGUAGUUCGUGUAAGAUGGACAUCACCUUCUUCCCUUUUGACGACCAGCUGUGUGAUUUGAUUCUAGGUUCAUGGGCUUAUGACGGCUUGCAGGUGGAUGUGACCAACAGAUCUGAGAACGUUGACCUCUCCAACUACGUGGACAACGGCGAGUGGGAGCUGCUAGGGACAAAGAUCGUCCGACGGACCAGGUACUACACCUGCUGCCCGGAGCCGUACUAUGACGUCACCUUCUACAUCAUGAUACGACGCCGGGUCUUGUACUACUUCCUCAACGUCAUCAUUCCCUGCAUGCUCCUGUCCAGCCUCUCCCUGACGGGGUUCCUGCUGCCCCCAGACUCAGGGGAGAAGGUGACCCUCGGGCUGACGGUGUUGCUGGCCUUCUCGGUCUUCAUGUUGCUGGUGGCUGAGAACAUGCCACCCACUUCAGAGUACAUCCCGCUCAUAGGUAUUUACCUGACUGUCAUCAUGGCCAUGUCCGCCCUGUCUGUCGCCCUCUCUGUGUUUGUACUGAACUGCCACCACAGGGGCACCAACAUGAAGCGACCCCCGAGAAUCGUCCGGAAUCUCGCCAGAGUCUUCGCGAGAGGCUUCUGCAUGCGGCUCUCCUACCUCAACUCCAGCCACGCCAACAACAACAACAGCCGGCAGAACUACGCCGACGACCUGCUCGGCGCGCACACCUCCAAACGGAACAGUUUCCCGCGCAUGCGCUCGCAUUCGUCCAACCAAUUCGGACAACAGCCUUCGUCGUCUGCCUCCCACGAGCCGCCGUCGGUCAGAACGCAGACGACAAAUUCCGAAUGCAACGGGUCUUAUGAAUCAAACGGUUCACAACCGAGCACGACGACCAGGCGUUUACGCGAAAGUAAGCGAAGUCUAAUGGAAGCGCAGAUCUUGCACUAUUUGAAAGCGGUGCUGGAGGCCUACGAUAGGAGCCACGGGGAGAGGACAGCAGUUCUGGAAUGGCAGGAGGUGGCGCGGGUUCUAGACAAGUUCUUCUUCUGGAUCUUCGUGGUGAUCACGUCUCUAACUACCGUGUUUCUGCUGCUGCUCAGUCCCAUCGCUAAACAUGUCAAGUUCCCUGAACAAUGAGCCUCAAGAAAACUUGGCAGUCUUCUCGCAAACUUGUCAAGUUCUAACAAUGAGU
Molecule: messenger RNA, 1619 nt
Organism: Physella acuta
Lineage: Eukaryota; Metazoa; Mollusca; Gastropoda; Physidae
Product: neuronal acetylcholine receptor subunit alpha-10
Biological process (GO): monoatomic ion transmembrane transport
Cellular component (GO): postsynaptic membrane
Molecular function (GO): acetylcholine-gated monoatomic cation-selective channel activity; transmembrane signaling receptor activity
Source: RefSeq, a predicted model, not a curated record